AUAGACGCACGAGGCAGUGUGUUUACACUUGACACACUAAUGCCUCCUUCACUGUGCAAGGUUUACGUACACAUUGUGUCAACAUGAUCUGCUAAAUUCUCCAGUUGCAGGACAAAAUGGAUAUCCCGAUAUGGUUGAUUCUAGCGCUACUGUGCAUUAUUCUACUCUACAUAUAUAGCCAACACCCUUACAAGCUUUGGAAAGCUUUACAAGUCAAAGGUCCAGAGCCCAAAAUAUUCUUUGGAAAUAUUCAUGAAAUUUUUGGUCCUUGUGGAGGAAAAGAGACAUUCGCGAAAUGGCAGUCCCGUUUCGGACGAGUCUAUGGCAUAUACUAUUUCAGAGAGCCUGCAUUAGUUGUCACGGAACCGGACUGGAUCAAACAAGUUUUCAUUAAAGACUACAACAAUUUCCGUGAUCGCAUGGCUUUUGAAAACAACAUUCUUCUCAAUCCAGAACUCAACACCGCGCUCUUCUUCGCCAGAGGAGAUGACUGGAAAAGAGUUCGGGCCAUCAUGAGUCCGUCUUUCAGCAUUGCCAAAAUCAAGGGGAUGAGCGAGACAGUUAAUAGAUGCGCCAAGCGACUGGGGGAACACUUGCUGAAGUUUGCCGAAGACGGAGUUCCCUGGCAAGCAAAAAGGAUGCUGGGGGCUUACGCCAUCGACGUUAUAACGUCGUCGGGAUUCAGUAUUGAUGUCGAUUCAAUUAGCAACCCAGAUGAACCGUUCAGUAGCCACGGAAGAAGUCUGUUUGUUUUCAAAGAGUCUUUCAAAAUUAUAACAUUUCUGGCCUCAGCUUUUCCCGUGGUGAUGUCCCCUAUUUCGAAGAUGCUUCGGAUAUGGACGUUUCGGAACGAUGACAUGGAGUUCUUUGAAAAAAGCAUCAAACUUCUGAUGCGCCAAAGAAAAACCGACAAGAACGAUAUUUACGACAUACUGCAGAACCUAAUGGAAGCUGAGAGCGAAGAGUCUCCAGAAGGAUGCAAGUCGAAACUGACAUCAGACGAAAUUGUGGCCCAAGGCAUAAUGAUGUUUAUCGCUGGUUAUGAAACAGCUUCCAGCACAUUGCAGUUUUUGUUGUAUGAAUUAGCUACUCGCAAAGAUGUUAUGAAAAAAAUCACAGACGAAAUUGAUGACGUCAUCGGCGACCAGGAACCAACCUAUGAGCUGUGUCAAAACUUGAAGUACACGGAGGCAGCCAUCAAUGAGACUUUGAGGAUGUAUCCGCCUCUGUCGGUCUUGACAAGAGAAUGCUCCAAGCCCACAAAACUGUUCCACUUAAACCUGCCUUCCAAAACCGCAGUGAUCAUCCCAGUGUACAAUUUGCAACGAGAUCCCGAAUUCUGGAAAAACCCAAACGAAUUUAACCCAGAACGCUUCAUCGAAGGGAGUCCGUCCUACAGACCUUACAACCCAUUGACAUUUAUGCCUUUUGGCAUCGGGCCGAGGCUGUGUAUCGGAAUGUUGCUUGGGUUAUUGGAAAUGAAACUGGCGUUGGUUCACAUCUUUAAAAGAGUCAGCAUUACCAAGGCCACACCGGAAGUUCUCUUGUUGAAUGACUUUACAAUGGUGCUACAGCCAUCGACACCAAUAAAAGUCUAUUGCACUCCACGUAUAAAGAAGAAACAAGAUUCAUAGAUCAAAUACUAUAUAACUUUUUCAAGAAAGUUAACUGCGUAUAAAUGAUAAUAAACAUUUAAAUUUCUGAAUUCAAACAGUUUGAUUAUGAUAUAUUUUUGUAUCAACAUUUUUGGUUGUAUGUUGUUGAUCUAGCUAAGACAACUUUCUAAUUAUAAACUUUUGAAAUGUAACAUUAUUUAGAAUGCUCAGCAUGGACCAUAGCAUUGAUGGACAAACUUUUUUAAAGGUGGUCCAAAAACUUAAAGGAAAAAUUGUGUUCGGUCAUAAAUUUUUGUUUUAAUUUGAGAUAUUUCACGAUAAACUACAAAAUGUCAUGUACAUAUUCAUGUUUCUGAAUGUUGCCAAUUAAAAGCAAACAGAACUAAAAUUCUAGGGAGUGAUUUUAUUAUUAGAUGAAUUUAGGCAUUUAAACUCCUACUUCUUAUUAAUAUUACAAAACAUUGGACGGCCAAAUUAUCCAAUUCGACGGGCCGGAGUUGGCCCGAGGGCCGUAGUUUGCUCAUCACUCUACUAUAGUUAAGUAAUUGACGCAAUUAUUUCCCUUGAAUGAAACUUGUUUACUUGGUAGUGAAGCAGUGCAAAGUACCAGUAUUAAUAAACAAGCACAGAACAAACGUUUCCUAAAGAACUUGGUUAAUGUCUCUUUCUUUUCAUUUGGGAUUUUGCGAUUUCCGAAAAUAAUAAAAAAGAAACAAAGGAUAACUUUAUGUAUCGCCCAGAUUGAGAUAAACCGAGACCAAUCGCUAUAUAGGGCUCGAACACUAUCCUGUAACGUCGCAACCUGUGGGUAGU
Messenger RNA from Biomphalaria glabrata, 2429 nucleotides. RefSeq names its product cytochrome P450 3A29-like. Gene Ontology annotation, molecular function: steroid hydroxylase activity; iron ion binding; oxidoreductase activity, acting on paired donors, with incorporation or reduction of molecular oxygen. The transcript is spliced from 2 exons. Lineage: Eukaryota; Metazoa; Mollusca; Gastropoda; Planorbidae. The record is from RefSeq and is a predicted model, not a curated record. Bases 117 to 1634 code for a protein of 505 amino acids.